UCAAAUACAAGUCUCUCACUCUCUCUAUUUGCUUUCUCCAGCUUCACAUAAUACCCUUCUUCAUUUUUCUGCCCAACUCAGUCCCUUGCUCUACAGAAUCACUCUACUUCCAUGUGCAUAGCUUCUUGCUCUAAACAACAAUCUGGGUCUUCGAAAUCUCGUUGGCUUCUUCAACUCUUGCAGCAACGUUUGAAGCUUUUGCUUUUCAAAAAUCUGAGAUACCCGGUGUGAUGAAGAUGUGCUGAUAUUGUAACUGCAUCCUGCUGUUUCAGACAAGUACCCAGAUAAGCUCUGUGAUAUAUUUUGCGGCAAAGUCCCUGUUGAUAUAUAGAAUUGCAGAAAUGGAUACUGCUAGUAAGAGCUGGGAGCAAAAGUCAUUAGUUGGGGAGAUCAUUCAAGGGAUGGAGCUAGCACAACAGUUGAGGCUAAGUCUGAGCGCAACAUCAACUUCAUCAGAAACUAGGGAGUUUUUAGUGCAAAGGAUAUUGACCUCGUACGAGAAGGCCCUUUUGCUACUGCAAUUGAGUGGCACGCCUCAAACACCUCAUGUGGAUGCAAAAUCCAUUGUGCCUCAGGAGUCUCGAAUGUCUGCCAACACAAGCCCUUGUGGUGAUGACUAUAACCACAGGAGUUUCAACGAUCAUCAGGACCUGCACGAAAUCUCCAAAAAGAGAAAGAUCAUGGCCAAAUGGACUGACCAUGUCAUAAGGGUUAGCUCUGAGAAUGGGAUUGAAGGACCUCAUGAAGAUGGCCAUAGCUGGAGAAAAUAUGGGCAGAAAGAUAUUCUAGGAGCCAAAUAUCCUAGAAGCUAUUAUAGAUGCACCUUCAGGAACACACAAAACUGCUGGGCCACAAAGCAAGUGCAGAGAUCAGAUGAAGACCCUACCAUAUUUGAAAUCACAUACAAAGGAAAGCAUACCUGCUCUCAUGGCAGCACAUCAGUUCCACCACCACCAUCACCAGAACAGAAAGAACAAAAAAGACAUAAGCGCGAGAACAUUUCUGAACCACAGCAGUCUCAAGUGAACCAAAUGAGCUUUCCAACUAAUCUGAGGGUUGAUACUGAGAAUUUGGAAGACAGAGAGAUGAUGGCAUCUCCAUUCGCUUUUACUUCAACUUCAUUUGGAUGCAUGAUGAGUGGAGAUGACUUCCUAUCUCCGAUGUUUGAUAAUGAGAAUUUCUUUAGCGAUUUCUCUCAACAUUUGCUAUCUCCAGCCGCAGGUGAAUCAAAUUACCACUUGGCACCACCAAGCCAAAUGAGAAACAUUGCAGUUAAUGGGCAACUUUCAGAAUCUGAUCACACUGAGAUAAUCUCAGCCACCAAUUCCUCAACCAAUUCUCCAAUUCCAGACAUGGAUUUCCCACUGGAUCUAGUGGAAUUCGACCCCAAUUUCCAAUUUGAUGCUCCAGAAUUUUUCUGAUAAUUCUACUUGGGUUUGAGGAUAAUAAUAAGUAGCAUUGUGGUUGCUGCUAGAUUGUUAGACGUCUUGGAUCAACAAUGUAAUAUAUGAGGAAGAAGACUUGUAAAAGAUAAGAGUUUUUUUCUGAUGUUGGCCAAGGGAUAGAAUUGAUUAUUAUAACAAGUUUUCCUAGUAUUUUUCUCUUUUA
Messenger RNA from Rosa rugosa (rugosa rose), 1608 nucleotides. RefSeq names its product probable WRKY transcription factor 53. Gene Ontology annotation, biological process: regulation of DNA-templated transcription. The record is from RefSeq and is a predicted model, not a curated record. Lineage: Eukaryota; Viridiplantae; Streptophyta; Magnoliopsida; Rosales; Rosaceae. Gene Ontology annotation, cellular component: nucleus. Gene Ontology annotation, molecular function: DNA-binding transcription factor activity; transcription cis-regulatory region binding. Bases 342 to 1421 code for a protein of 359 amino acids. The transcript is spliced from 3 exons.